This is a messenger RNA of Diuraphis noxia (Russian wheat aphid), 2624 nucleotides long. It is a transcript of the gene Patr-1, whose product is annotated as Protein associated with topo II related - 1. Gene Ontology annotation, molecular function: RNA binding. The record is from RefSeq and is a predicted model, not a curated record. Gene Ontology annotation, cellular component: P-body. Lineage: Eukaryota; Metazoa; Arthropoda; Insecta; Hemiptera; Aphididae. Gene Ontology annotation, biological process: deadenylation-dependent decapping of nuclear-transcribed mRNA; P-body assembly.
UUUUCAUAAAUGUAUAUUUUAAAUUUUAAAAACCUUUUUUCGAUAGAUUACCCGGCUCGUAAUAYGGUCUAUUAUCAGUCGUCGGACCCGACAAUAAGUCGGCAGGGUGAAUAACCGACAAGCGUCCUGUAGGCUGUAAUGAAGGUAGCCCGACUAGGCACUAGCCCGCCCCGAACACCGCCGAUAUAACCUCCAAAUGUGUACAUUGUCGUCGCGUCUUAUCAAAUUUUUAUCAAUUAAAACGAAAAAAAUUCUCUAGUGCAUGUUUUCCGUGUUAGUGGAACUGCGAAAGACUAUGGCUUGAGUUCGGGACGAAUUCGGCUCCACGAAAGAUUUCAGGUUUUACCUCCAAAAACGCACUUAUCGCCGUUCGCCAUGGACGGUGAAGACUUUUUGACGGAUCAACAGGCAAAGUUUGAUGAUGAUUUUGAAGAAGAAAUUUAUGAUGAAGACAAAUAUGAUGCUCUUAAUGAUGAGACUUUUGGGAAUGAUAUGUCAGAUGGUGAUUGGGAAGCAGAUCAUGAAAAAUAUGCUAAAUAUGAUGAAGUUUCUAAAAAAAAAUGGCCUGAUGGAACAGAAGUCAAUGAUUAUUUAGCUGACUCUAUUCAACCUGAUCAAAAUGUAUUUGCCGAGUCUUUAAAAUCAUUACCAGAUUUAGAAAGAGAACUAAGACAGUUACAUACAUUUAGCCACCAAUAUGAAGUACCGCCUUUACCAUUACCUUUCCAAUAUCAAAAUAAUCUUAAUUUUGUUAAUCAAAAUUAUGGUAUUAAUUUACCAAGUAAUAAUUGUGGUCCAAUUAGAAGACCAAUUCCAGUUCAAGGCUCAAAUCCUAUACCACGAAAUGUUUUCAACGCACCUCCCGGGUUCAGAGAAGUAAAUGUAAAUGGACAUAUAGACGAUAUUUUGACUAAACCUCCACCAAAAGUAAUUUCAUCAGCCAUAAGUGUAGCUGACUUGGAAAGACAAUUGAUUGACGCAGUAAAAGUAAGCCCAUCAUAUAACCAUCCUGUACCAGAGGUAAACCAAGGAUGUUUACCUUUUUCUCCGUAUUAUAAACGUGAGAUUCCCCAGUACAAUUUACCAAACGUUCGUGUUGUACCAAAAAAUUUUCCAAGGAAUAAUAAUAACGUUCCAAGAAACCCAAUAAAUAACGUUAAGAGAUUUAAUACAAACAUGGGAUAUCAUAAUUUUCCUAAAAUGAAGAAUUACACAUUUGAUGAGCAGUCGGAUUUGACUGAUUAUGGCGCUGGGUUUAUGACUGUGAGAGAAAAACAUUGGUUGGCUGGAAUACAAACCAUACAGUUCCAUAAUAGUAACCCAUUAGAAGAAGAUUACUAUUUUACGAUGUAUCAAAAGCGUCAUCACGGUUCAAGUGGACCAAAACCCAACAGUAAUUUUCAUCAACCAGAUACGCAAACCAGAUUUAACAAUUCAUAUACUCAAUUACACUUUGAAAAUUCUUUAGGAAAAGUCUUGAUUGGUAGUGUGAUUACUCCAAGAAAGAUGAUUGAUAUAGAAACAAAUGAUUUUGCACCUUCUUCUGCAUCCUCUACAGAUCGAGCUGUAGUUGCCCAAAAAAAUUCAAAACAAAUCCUUUUAGAAAUUGAACAUAUGUAUGUACCAUUACUGAAAAUAGAACAAACAUACUAUGCAAUAAGAAACAAAGCACAAGCAGCGCCCACUGUACAACAAUAUAUUGAUGAACUAACAGAAAUUUUGUCCAACCAUUUACAUCAUUUAGUUUCGUAUGUGACUAUACGUAAAGGAAAACAACUGGUGCACAGAAUUUUACCGCAUCUCAAAAAUCCAUCAUUUUUAUGGAGUGUAUUUUUUGGCCCUUCAAUUUGUACAAUAAUUUCAAAAGAUAGUGAAGAUCAAUUAUUGUUACUAUUCUUGCCGUACAUAAGACAAUGGAUAUUUUGCUUAUGUCUUGUGGAGUUGAAUCAAAUUGCAGAGUAUUUAAUGAAAAAUCUUGCAUUUGUUUUAAUAAGUGUUUUUGGCAUAUCAGUUAUAGCAAAUAUGAUUGAACGAGCAGAAGAAGUUCGACCCACAACAGAACGAAAAAUAUUGAAACAAUGGAGUAUUUUCAUUAAUAAUGUUAUAUUAGUUGGUUCAGAAAAUACAAUACAAAGACCAGUUAUUGGUUUAGAUAGAAAAAUUCUUGAACAACACCUCACAUAUUUGCCACUAGAGCAAUCCAUUACAAUUGAAAAAAAAUUAAACCUCAUUCAAAGAAUUAGUUUCUUGGGUGACACAACUAAGAAAUAAUUACAAUUUAUGACAUAUAUGAUUUUACUUUUAUGUAGUAACAGUGGGCACUAUUAUCAUUGCAUAAAAGUAUACCACAAUGAAUAUAUUUAUUUGAGAACCUCGGAGAAGAUUGUAAUCUCUCUGGCACUAUACUUUCCAGAUAUCUGAAUGUUGGUUUUGAAAAUAAUAUUGGAAGUUUUUUUGAUUCAAAAUUAUUAAUCUUAUUGUGCAUUCUUACACUUGAGAUUUUGCUAGGUUUAUACAUUUUUUCAAAUUCACCUUAAACUUGUUCUCAGCUCUUUAAUACUUAUUACAAUAUGAAACAAUUUUUUUAUAUAAUUAGGUAAUUUCUAAGCUGAUAAUCAAUUUUA